This is a messenger RNA of Diospyros lotus (date-plum), 468 nucleotides long. RefSeq lists its product as uncharacterized. Bases 1 to 468 code for a protein of 155 amino acids. The record is from RefSeq and is a predicted model, not a curated record. NCBI's taxonomy places the organism in Eukaryota, Viridiplantae, Streptophyta, Magnoliopsida, Ericales, Ebenaceae. The transcript has 4 exons.
AUGACUUUCCUAUUGACAUCCUACAAAUUUGAUAUCACUUCUCCAGCGUUAACGAACACUAUCCGAAUGGGAAGCGAAGACGCCGAAGUCAUGAGGAAACGUGUCAAGCCAACUAUGGAACAGAAAGAACCAACUCCGGGAGAUAGUGCUGCUGUUGAGAUUGUUGAAGAAAAAACUGAAAGCAAUCCUGUGGCAUCUGAACAGAUGGAGCUUCACAUCACUCGCAUUCUUGAGAAGAUCGAUCACUUUACUCUGCUGGUGUCCGAGUUACUGGAAUCUGGGAAGUCACUCCUCCACGAACUAAGUAACGAAUUCGAAGAGCGAGUGAUUUCAAUACACAAGGAACAGGUAGAAAAAUGGCAAGAAGAGAUCAAAGAACUGCGGAUGCUUGAUGCCUCGAAUGAGGAUUUUAACGCUCUUCUGCAGAAUGCUGGGUAUCUACUACAGAAUGUUCACACCGAUUCCUGA